AUGUGUGGAGAAGCCAUCAGCCAUAUUCCAAACCUUAAGCUGUACAAGAAAACUCCUAGUGGAGUAAAACUGUAUGAAUGCAGUCAGUGUGGAAAAGUCUUCAGGCAUCGUUCAUCCCUUAAGAGGCACAAAAGGAGUCAUGCUGGAUACAAGCUAUAUCAGUGUGAGGAAUGUGGGAAAGCCUUCAGUUGUUCUUCAUACCUAAGGAAUCAUGUGAAAACUCACAGUGGAGAGAAACCCUAUGCAUGUAAACUUUGUAGAAAAACAUUUAUUCGUUCCCAUUCCCUCACUGGACAUAUAAGGAGUCACACUGGAGAGAAACCUUAUGAAUGUAUGCAAUGUGGGAAAGCCUUCAGUUGUCCUAAAUCCUUUCGAGUACAUGUGAUGAUGCAUAAUGGUGGGAAACCCUAUGAAUGUAAGCAGUGUGGAAAAGGCUUUAGCUGUCCCAAGUCUUUUCGAGUACAUAUGAUCAUGCACACUGGAGAGAAACCCUAUGAAUGUAAGCAGUGUGGGAAAGCCUACUGUUGGCUCACAUCCUUUCAGAGACAUGUGAGAAUUCACAAUGGAGAGAAACCCUAUAAAUGUGAAAAAUGUGGGAAAGCAUUUGGUUGGCCCUCAUCCUUACACAAACAUGUCAGAAUGCACACUGGAAAAACCUAUAAAUGCAAGCAAUGUGGAAAGGCCUUCAGAUGGUCCUCAUCCUUCCAAAAUGUAAGAAUGCAGACUGGAGAGAAACCCUAUAAGUGUGAUACGUGUGGGAAAGCAUUUGGUUGGUCUUCAUCCUUACACAAGCAUAACAGAAUGCACAAUGGAGAGAAACCCGUAAAUGGCGACGGCCCCCGCGGGACCUCAGCAACCUGCCAGCCAGGCAACUUGGACUUCCAUCCGCCCCAGACCUGA
Nyctereutes procyonoides (raccoon dog) is the source of this 900-nucleotide messenger RNA. Its product is annotated as zinc finger protein 556-like. The record is from RefSeq and is a predicted model, not a curated record. NCBI's taxonomy places the organism in Eukaryota, Metazoa, Chordata, Mammalia, Carnivora, Canidae. Gene Ontology annotation, biological process: negative regulation of transcription by RNA polymerase II. Gene Ontology annotation, molecular function: DNA-binding transcription repressor activity, RNA polymerase II-specific.